Molecule: messenger RNA, 585 nt
Organism: Cannabis sativa
Lineage: Eukaryota; Viridiplantae; Streptophyta; Magnoliopsida; Rosales; Cannabaceae
Product: DNA-directed RNA polymerase subunit beta-like
Exons: 1
Coding region: 1-585 (194 amino acids)
Biological process (GO): DNA-templated transcription
Molecular function (GO): DNA binding; ribonucleoside binding; DNA-directed RNA polymerase activity
Source: RefSeq, a predicted model, not a curated record
AUGGGUAUACUUGACGAUAUGAAUCAUUUGAAAAAUAAACGUAUUCGUUCUGUAGCGGAUCUUUUACAAGAUCAAUUCGGAUUGGCCCUGGUUCGUUUAGAAAAUAUGGUUAGAGGAACUAUGAGUGGGGCAAUUAGGCAUAAAUUGAUACCGACCCCUCAGAAUUUGGUAACUUCAACUACAUUAACAACAACUUUUGAAUCUUUUUUCGGAUUACACCCAUUAUCUCAAGUUUUGGAUCGAACUAAUCCAUUGACACAAAUAGUUCAUGGGAGAAAAUUGAGUUAUCUGGGCCCUGGAGGAUUGACAGGACGAACUGCUAGUUUUCGGAUACGCGAUAUCCACCCUAGUCACUACGGACGCAUUUGUCCUAUUGAUACGUCCGAAGGAAUUAAUGUUGGACUUAUUGGAUCCUUAUCAAUUCAUGCGAGGAUUGGUCCUUGGGGAUCUCUAGAAAGUCCGUUUUAUGAAAUCUUUCUGACUUGCUCCUACGGAACCAAGGUCGAAAAGAUUGAGAAAAAUCAGUCAUUCACAACCACUGAUGAAGGAUUCCUCGAAAAGUUAAGGAUUAGUAAUCCUUUUUAG